This is a messenger RNA of Quercus lobata, 1079 nucleotides long. RefSeq lists its product as uncharacterized. The record is from RefSeq and is a predicted model, not a curated record. The coding region runs from base 116 to 703 and encodes 195 amino acids. The transcript has 3 exons. NCBI's taxonomy places the organism in Eukaryota, Viridiplantae, Streptophyta, Magnoliopsida, Fagales, Fagaceae.
UGAAACUUCACAGCAUUCCUCCAAGUAGAAACACAAAGUUUUACUAGCUUUACGAAAGCCCUUUAGCUAAUUUGGCCUCAGCACCAGCUCUUCUUUUUACAUUUAAAACAGUGCAAUGGCCUCUCAUAUUAGCUUGAAGACCCUGGCAGUCUUGGUUCUUGCAAUUGCCCUCUGUGUGCAAGGCACUCUAGGAGCAAUAACAUGUGAGAAUCUGGACGAGAACACAUGCGCAUUCGCAGUGUCAUCCUCCGGCAAACGCUGUGUGCUUGAGAAGCACGUAAAAAGGAGCGGAGAGGAAGCAUACACAUGCCGUACAUCAGAAAUUGAGGCAGACAAAAUACAAGACUUGAUCGAGACUGACCAGUGCAUCAAAGGAUGUGGGCUUGACCGUAAAACACUUGGAAUCUCAUCUGACUCUCUCCUUGAGCCUCGUUUCACAGAAAAGCUUUGCUCAACUCAGUGCUAUGGAAGCUGCCCCAACAUUAUUGACCUAUACUUCAAUCUUGCCGCUGGUGAAGGUGUAUUUCUACCCAAAUUAUGUGAAGCACAAGGAGCAAAUACGCGACGAGAAAUGUCUGAGAUCAAAAGCUCUGGUCAUGUUGCUCCAGGACCUGUGCAGCCUGGGAAGUUGACGGGUGCACCAGGACCCGUGUUGCCUGUGGAAUACACUAUUGCACCAAUAGUUGCCCCAGCACCAUACUAAAUUCACAGUAAAAAGGAAUUGUAUACGAAGCUUAAUUAGUGUUUAUUAAUUAGAUUACAAUAAUAAGUCACACCAGGGUCAGUAAUCUCAUUGAUUUGGUCUGUGCAAUCACGUUGAUUAUGACUCCGGUGUGUUGCAUUGAAUAAGGUGUACCUUUAAAGUCACCAUGUGCAUUAGAGAUAGUAUGUUAUAGUUGUAGAAGGUUGUGUGUGUCUUGUGCGGUAUGAUGGUCAUUUUUAUGUUCUUUUAUUGUAUGGUUUGGAAAUUAGAAAGAGAAAAGGAUUAUUUAGCAAUAGUGUCCUCCGUGAUUGUCGAUGAAUGUAAACGAGAGAAAUUUGAAGUCAAUAUCAAGCCGAUAUAUACAGUUAUUCUUCUA